Kwoniella botswanensis is the source of this 1503-nucleotide messenger RNA. RefSeq lists its product as uncharacterized. The transcript is spliced from 5 exons. The record is from RefSeq and is a predicted model, not a curated record. Gene Ontology annotation, biological process: transmembrane transport. Bases 1 to 1503 code for a protein of 500 amino acids. NCBI's taxonomy places the organism in Eukaryota, Fungi, Basidiomycota, Tremellomycetes, Tremellales, Cryptococcaceae. Gene Ontology annotation, molecular function: transmembrane transporter activity.
AUGCAAGGUACAUUACUAGGCAACGAAUCUGAGACUCGUCCCCUGCUCUCUCCCUCGGCACCAGCAGCGGACUACUCAACUCAACCUCGGUCUUCAUCACCUAAUGGAAGUGAUACAAGUGAAGAUACAGUCACCAAGCAACAUCCGACCAAAGGGAAGAUCACCCCAUUACCGAAGUUUCAAUUGUUCAUAGCAUGUUUCGUCAGGGUUACAGAGCCUAUAGCUUUCAUGGCAUGUUUCCCAUUUAUCAAUCAGAUGAUCCUUGAAUUGGGUAUUGUAGAUGAUCCCAGACGAACAGGAUUUUAUGCUGGUCUGAUCGAAUCGAUCUUUGCUGUAGCUGAACUGCUCACUGUCUUCCAAUGGGGUAAAGCGAGUGAUCAUUGGGGAAGGAAGCCUGUGUUACUUAUCGGAUGUGCUGGUGCUGCUGUAUCCUCGGUGCUAUUUGGAUUCUCUACAACAUUCCCAAUGAUGAUCCUCACUAGGACGAUCAAUGGUCUGGCAAAUGGUAAUGUAGCUGUACUGAAGAGUGUCAUAUCUGAGCUAUCAGACGAGACCAAUCAAUCCAUCGCAUUCUCAUUCUUCCCACUAUCCAUGGCGAUCGGGACCAUCCUCGCAUCGUCCAUCGGAGGUUACUUCCCCCAUUUCGCACAGCGUUUCCCAGCUGUUGGAGAUGCCUUCCCUAUCAUCCGAUCACAUCCUUACCUCCUACCUUCACUUGUCGCAGCCCUCUUCCCCUUGAGUAGCGGUAUAGUCGCUUUCUUCUUUAUGAAGGAAACUCUUCCCCCGAAGAAGGUCAAAUCGACCAAUCAUGAAGAACACGAGCACGACCAUGAUGAUGAACAUGAUGGACCUCCAGUAGGACUUAGAGAUCUGAUGACUCCAGAUAUCAACAAGUUAAUGGCAUCUUUCGGCUUACUUCAACUUCAAGGUAUCUGUUUCCUCGGUCUAUUACCUCUAUUCUGCUUUACUCCAAUCACAGCUGGUGGUCUAUCUUUCAGAGAAUCACAAAUCGGUUUAGCAAUGUCAAUUAGAGGUAUAGCGACAAUCCUAGUUCAAUUGAUCGCUUUCCCAUUCUUACAAACUAGAGUAGGAACUGUUAGGCUAUACAAGUUUUUGGUGGUGCUUUUCAUACCUGCUUUCGCGAUUUUACCUGUCACCAAUGUCUUUGCACUGAAGGGACAGGCAUGGGCUGUGUGGACGGGUCUAGCAUGUAGUAUGGGUUUGUAUAGUAUUGGUAACAUGGCUUUUGCUUGUAACCUAAUAAUGACCAAUGAUGCUGCGCCCAACAGACGAUCUCUUGGAGCGAUCAACGGACUCUCACAAGCUGUCUCGUCACUCAUGCGAGCCAUCGGUCCAGGUUCGGCAUCGGCUCUAUUCGCGUUAUCGGUAGAUAGGCAGCUGUUACAUGGACAUUUGAUCUGGUUGGUAUUAGGUUUACUAUCGAUUACUAGUGCUUCAUUUGCUAUGCUGUUAAAGAGUGAUUAUAGGAAGAAGUCAAUCUAA